Messenger RNA from Lecanosticta acicola, 2258 nucleotides. The record is from the annotation of a GenBank genome assembly. Lineage: Eukaryota; Fungi; Ascomycota; Dothideomycetes; Mycosphaerellales; Mycosphaerellaceae.
AUGACUGCCCAGGAAGAUAUCUCAGAGGCGCUAUGGACUCCCACUCAGGCUGGCAAGACGCCCAUGGACGAGUAUAGACGACAUAUCAAUCGGAAAUAUUCACAAGACCUCAAGAAUACAAAGGAUUUGCACAAAUGGAGCGUACAGAAUCCACAGGUCUUCUGGAUCGAUUUGUACCAAUGGCUCGAAUUCGUCCCAGAAUUACCAAAGGGCACGACCCAUGCCUACGACCCUAGCGUGCCUAUGAGUGCGAAUCCAAAGUGGUUCCCAGGCUUGGAAUUCAACUACGCCGAGAAUGCCAUGUUUUCCAACCCGGACGAGAACGAGAUAGCUCUCAUCGGUCUCCGCGAUGAUACGGACCUGAGCUCCAGCGACGGCGAGGUCAUGACAUGGAGAGAAUUCAGAGAGCAAGUCCGAUUGACUGCUAGCGCUCUUCGUCGCAGCGGUGUCCAGCGAGGCGACAGAGUUGGAGCGUUGGUUGCAACUUCGACAUGGGCCAUGGUGUUGUUCCACGCGAGUGCAAGUAUGGGUGCUAUCUUCACUUGUGUAAACCCGGAUCUCGGCAUAGAGGGCUGUGUUUCUCGAUUUCAGCAGGUUGGCAGACCGCUCCAUCAAGGUCCACGCAACAACAGCUGAUGUAGGCAUUUUGUGCGCAGGUGACUCCGAAGAUCCUCUUUGCGGAUUCUCAUACUGUCUACAAGGGCAAAACCAUUCCAACAGCUUCGAAACUCGCCAACAUCAUGCAACGCCUGGGUCCUAGGCCGCAGUUGUACAUCGUUCCCGUUGAGGCAGGCGUUGACGGUAACCCCAAGACGGUCAACGACUUCAUCCGAAAAGCCGAUCUGUCAGACAAGCUAAUGUUUACUCGUGUGCCUUUCAACUACCCACUGAUGAUUUGCUAUUCAUCAGGAACGACAGGGGCGCCGAAAUGCAUUGUACACCACCACGGUCUUAUCAUGCAGCUCAAGAAGAUCGCAGUCGUGCAUAACUCGACGACGCCGAGAGACGUGAUCUUGCAGUACUCAUCAACCUCAUGGGUGGUCUUCUAUGUUAUGUGUGGUUAUUUUGCCAGCGGUGCCAGUGCGUAGGACAGAGCUGUAUUGUUCAGUACGUGCUGACUUCCUCCAGAAACCAUCUUGUACAAUGGAAGCCCCAUGCAUCCCGACACAAAGCAGCUACUACGUAUUGCUAGUAAGUACAAAGUUACGUACUUCGGCACCUCGCCCCGGUAUCUCCUAGAAGUCGAGAUGUCGAAGGUCAUUCCAAAGCAAGAGUUCGACCUCUCCUCCCUGCGAAUCGUCUAUACAACUGGGGCGACCCUCUCCGCGGAGCAGUAUCGCUGGUUCUACAGAGCUUUCCCGUCACAUGUCCAUCUAUGCAACACAGCAGGAGGAACAGACACAGCCACAUCCCUCAUCGCCGCCGAUCCAGCAGGACCUAUUCACGCAGGGGAGAUGCAGGUAUUCGCUCUCGGGAUGGACGUUGACAUCGCGAACCCCGAGACCGGCGAUUCGAUCUUGGAGUCGGGUGAGUCGGGAGAGAUGAUUGUAAGAAGACCUUUCCCCAGCAUGCCUGCUCUCUUCUGGGGCGACGAGGACGGCACAAAGUAUAGGUCUUCGUACUUUGAACGGUUCGAGAAUCUCGAUGUCUGGGCUCAACACGACUGGCUGCAAUACAAUCCGAAAACUGGCGGCUUGAUCAUGCACGGUCGGAGUGACGGCGUCCUCAAUCCUUCUGGCGUCAGAUUUGGGUCUGGAGAGGUGAGUCCAGCAGUUGACGUGAGGCAUGACCCGGUGAGGCUGACUGGUCCAAUCAGAUCUACUCGAUCGUGGAGGCGCCGCCUUUCACUGAACACAUCUCGAACAGUCUCUGUGUUGGCCGGAGAAGACCACAAGAUAAGGACGAGGAUGUCUUUCUCUUCGUGGUCAUGAUUGCAGGCAACAUUUUCACCAAGGAGCUUUGGGAUGCAAUCAAGCAAGCGAUCAAGACAGGUCUCUCGCCGCGCCAUGUCCCCCGAUUCGUCAUUGAAGGUGGGAACCGUACACCUUUCCGGGUCGAUCACUGCCCUGGACGUUAACAAUUCUAUAGUCCCGGAAAUUCCAACGACCAUCAACGGAAAGAAAGUCGAAUCAGCCGUGAAACAAACGAUCAGCGGAAUUGAUGUCAAGCCGAGCAACACAGUAUUGAAUCCGGAUGCCAUCACGUUCUUCAGGAGGUUCAGGGAUCUAGAGCGCGAGCCUAGGGCUGCGAAGUUGUAA